ACACGCAGGCGCAGCACGUGCAAUUUCGUAGUUUUCGUCUCUCGUUUGGGUUUGAAAACCCUAAACAGAGAGAAGAAGAAGAAGAAGAAGAAGAGAGAUGGAUUUGGACCAGUGGAUCUCAAAGGUGAAGGAAGGACAGCAUCUUCUGGAGGACGAGCUUCAACUCCUAUGCGAAUACGUAAAAGAGAUUCUUAUUGAGGAGUCCAAUGUGCAACCUGUAAACAGUCCGGUCACUGUUUGUGGCGAUAUUCAUGGCCAAUUCCAUGACCUAAUGAAACUUUUCCAGACUGGAGGCCAUGUACCAGAGACAAAUUACAUAUUUAUGGGCGAUUUUGUUGAUCGAGGAUACAAUAGCCUUGAAGUUUUCACUAUCCUUUUGCUUCUUAAGGCGAGAUAUCCAGCUAAUAUUACCCUUUUGCGUGGUAAUCAUGAAAGCAGGCAACUUACUCAGGUAUAUGGCUUUUAUGACGAAUGCCAGAGGAAGUAUGGAAAUGCUAAUGCCUGGCGGUAUUGUACAGAUGUUUUUGACUAUCUGACACUAUCAGCAAUUAUAGAUGGAACUGUGUUAUGUGUCCAUGGUGGACUUUCUCCUGACAUCCGAACAAUUGAUCAGAUACGGGUCAUUGAGCGAAAUUGUGAAAUUCCACAUGAGGGGCCAUUUUGUGAUCUCAUGUGGAGCGAUCCUGAAGAUAUUGAAACAUGGGCAGUAAGUCCACGUGGAGCAGGUUGGCUGUUUGGAUCCAGAGUCACUUCUGAGUUCAACCACAUAAAUAAUCUAGAUCUGGUUUGUCGAGCACACCAACUUGUUCAAGAAGGUCUUAAGUACAUGUUUCAAGAUAAAGGCCUUGUAACUGUCUGGUCUGCACCAAAUUACUGUUAUCGCUGUGGGAAUGUGGCUUCUAUCUUGAGUUUUAAUGACAAUAUGGUGUUGAGAGUACUGGAACAGAGAAGAAUCUUGAGUAUGUCGGUCAGUUGCUGUGCGGUGGAUCUCCUUUCUGCUUGACUGUAGGUUUUCCAUCUGGUCUGUCUGGCAGCCACACUAUUUUAGGUUCAUGGGUUGUGUAUUACUUAUUAGGUCGCAAAUUGUUAUUCAAUUCUUAAUCCAUGCCCGAUACAUUUCGUUAUGUUUCUUGUCUGCCCUGUUUUGCAAUUCAUGUCUAAUGUAUUAUGCAGAAAUGUGCAAAUUACAACUAGUUUUUUGUUAAUGUAAUAUUUAUGAUGCCUAUGUUUGCCCCGUUUCAA
Messenger RNA from Pyrus x bretschneideri (Chinese white pear), 1242 nucleotides. RefSeq names its product phytochrome-associated serine/threonine-protein phosphatase. NCBI's taxonomy places the organism in Eukaryota, Viridiplantae, Streptophyta, Magnoliopsida, Rosales, Rosaceae. Gene Ontology annotation, molecular function: protein serine/threonine phosphatase activity. Gene Ontology annotation, biological process: peptidyl-serine dephosphorylation. Bases 98 to 1003 code for a protein of 301 amino acids. The transcript is spliced from 10 exons. The record is from RefSeq and is a predicted model, not a curated record. Gene Ontology annotation, cellular component: cytoplasm.